Messenger RNA from Sitophilus oryzae (rice weevil), 1154 nucleotides. It is a transcript of the gene CNPYb, whose product is annotated as protein canopy 4. NCBI's taxonomy places the organism in Eukaryota, Metazoa, Arthropoda, Insecta, Coleoptera, Curculionidae. Gene Ontology annotation, cellular component: endomembrane system. The transcript is spliced from 3 exons. Gene Ontology annotation, molecular function: signaling receptor binding. The coding region runs from base 351 to 1034 and encodes 227 amino acids. The record is from RefSeq and is a predicted model, not a curated record.
CAGAUCCGCCCUACAAAAUUCUUUUAUUCAAAAAUCUGGAUCAAUAGGAUCAGAUCCGGACAUCUACUCCUGUGAUCUACUCUAACUACGAUACUACAUUCUAUACCAGAGUUCCCUACAUUCACCAUUGACUAUGGAGCCAUUGACUAGUGAUUGACUAUAGUAAAUUUUUAUAAACUAACCUCAGUUUUUUUGUUUGCAUCUUUGCAAAUUUUUUUAAACUUUUAUCAGAGAUUUUAUGUUCACUUUAUAUUUUAUUGCUGUUCUAUGAAAAAAGUUUUACCUUGAUAGUUUUUCUCUCAAAGUAGGAAUUAACUUAGAUUUUAUAUACUUAAUACACUUUCUAUAACAUGGUAUUGUUACAUUUUAUAAACAUUUUUAUUUUGUUAGCUAUUUGUAGCUGUGUAUUAUCGGUAACUGAAGAAGAUGAAGGUGUUAAAUAUGCUAACAGAUGUGAAGUUUGUAAAAUUUUGGCUAUCGAAUUACAAAAUCGAUUAGAAGAGACAGGGAAAUCUCAUGACGUGAUAGAAACAGGAUACUCAGUAGAUGAUGUCAAACCAAAGAAGAAAAAGGAAUAUAAGAAAUCAGAACUUCGCUUAAUAGAAUCGCUUGAUGGAGUGUGUGAUAAAAUAUUAGAAUAUAACAUUCAUAAAGAACGGCAAGAUAGUACCAGAUUUGCCAAGGGGAUGAGUCAAACAUUUCAAACCCUACAUGGUUUAGUUGAUAAAGGAGUCAAAGUUGAACUUGGAAUUCCCUAUGAACUCUGGGAUAAGCCAAGUGUUGAAAUAACUAAUAUGAAAAGUCAGUGUGAAACAUUAUUAGAAGAAAAUGAGGGUAACAUUGAAGAGUGGUAUUUUAAUUAUCAGGGUGGUGAACCUCUUAAAACAUUUCUAUGUCAAAAAAUUGUUUUGAAGGGUCAUGACAUACAAUGUUUAACUGAACAUUCAAAAGGUGAAACAGAAGUGAGAACUAACCAGUCAAAUAAACCUAAAGUAAAGGACAGGAAACAAAAUGUAAAAAAGGAAGAGCUAUAAUUAAGAACUAUAAUAUGUGAAGUGUCCAAGUGAUAUAAUUUUAAUUUUACCAAAAAACUCCUCUAAAAAGCAUUUUGUAAUUUCUUAUUUUAUAUUUAUAAAUAAACCAUAAAUAACUCA